This is a messenger RNA of Asparagus officinalis (garden asparagus), 834 nucleotides long. Its product is annotated as CAX-interacting protein 4-like. The transcript has 2 exons. Bases 134 to 658 code for a protein of 174 amino acids. The record is from RefSeq and is a predicted model, not a curated record. Lineage: Eukaryota; Viridiplantae; Streptophyta; Magnoliopsida; Asparagales; Asparagaceae.
CAACGCCGACGAGACACGUGGCGCCUGCAAGAAGUGCGGCCGGGUCGGCCACUUGACGUUCCAGUGUCGAAAUUUCCUCAGCGUGAAGGAGGAUGUGGAGAAGGAUGAGGGAGCGAUCGAGAGGGCGAACGCGAUGUUUGAUAAGAUCAAGAAGAGGAAGGAGGGGAGUGAGAGCGAGAGCGAGGAUGAGGAGGAGAGCGAUAGCGAGGAUUCGGACGAGGAUCCGGAGAUGGAGAGGAUCAUUGCGGAGAGGCUCGGCGGGAAGAGGGGGAAGAAGAGGGCGGAGGUGAAGGAGGUGGAGGAGAGGAGGAGGGGCAGGUCGAAGAGGAGAGGUGAGAAGAAGUCGAAGAGUGAGGAUAGGAAAGAUAGGAGGAGGAGGCGUAGGGAUUCAAGUUCGGAUGAGGAUGAGGAGGAUCGAAGGAAGAGCAGGAAGGAGAAGAGGCGGAGGAGGAGUCAUCAUCGGAGGAGGGAGGAUGAUGAUGAUGAUUCUGAUGAGGGGUCGGAGGACGAGAGAGAUAGGCGUAGGAGGCAUAAACGAAGGCAUGGGCGACAUAGGAAGAGCGAUUUGGGUAGUAGUGAAUCCGAUGAGACUACGGCAAGGAGGAAGAAGCAGUCAGAUGAGAAAAGCAAGCAUCGAAAGCGGGAGGAGAGGAAGUAAUGCAGAUUGUGGAGUCUCAAAGGAACUCCAAGAUAUGUAAUAGGCUUCCACUUUUACAAUUCAACAUACCAGCCAAAUUAUGUUGCAAAACCUCAUUAUCCUCAAGAGCAAUAAGCAAACUCUUAUUAAAGUUUAUUUUUAAACCAGAUGCUGAUUCAAAGCAAUAUAAAAUUAAU